This is a messenger RNA of Acytostelium subglobosum LB1, 1050 nucleotides long. RefSeq lists its product as hypothetical. NCBI's taxonomy places the organism in Eukaryota, Evosea, Eumycetozoa, Acytosteliales, Acytosteliaceae. The transcript has 2 exons. The record is from RefSeq and is a predicted model, not a curated record. The annotation marks the transcript as partial.
AUAACUCUAUCAAUAACAAUCAAUCAACAACAACAACAACAACAGAAUCCAGAUAUUAUCGAUAAUAAUAGUGAUCCAACUCAAACUCCACCUCCAACUUUGACAAAGUAUUAUCGAGUUAUUAUUAAAGUACCUUAUCAAGUUGCCAAUGAAAUAUAUACAUCGAUAUUGGCCAGUAUAUGUCAUUUGCCGAUGCCAAUGAUGAGGGUGUUGGAAUCACCUCAUAAUGAGUAUCAAUCAAUGUCCAAACAUCUAUUGGUGUUGAGUCGCGACCUGGACAACGACCUCCACACUCAGCUGAAAAAGGAUCUGAGGCGACGCCACUUCAUAAUAAUGCAACAUGUCGAAGGUAGAAGUCUGAGCGAGAUGAACAGUCGAGAGAUCCUCACAGAGAAGAAACUGUUACAACUUGGCAAGAUAAUGGCAUUCGAUCUAUUCGUCAACAACUUUGACAGCUUCUUCUAUUACUGGGACAACAGCAACAGCGUGGUGCCAGUGGGUGACCUGUUGGCCAAUGAUGUACCGACAGGCGAUGGUUGGCACUUUACAAUAAUGCAUACAAAGGUCAACUUCAUACUGAACAGUUCAUUUACAAUAUGUUAUCACAAGCAUAUCAAUCGACUCAAGUCAUUGUUGUACUCUAUCUUUGCCAAUCCAUUUGUGGAAUCAUCCCUCCUGCAAAAGAUGCGCGACACUGUCAACCGACAGCAUGGUGCCGGCCUUAACGAUCAAGCAGGUCUACUAAUACAACAUGGUCUAAUAGGUGGCAUCCAGACGAUCGUCACCGAGCUCACUCCAGAUAUUCUAAAGGACACAAAGGAUCGCGUAAAGUCAUUGAUAUGUCGAGAGGACAACCAUAAUGGACACAGUGACAGUUCGUCCAUUUGUUGGAAACGUGGCUUUGACUCGAUCUACCUACCAUUCCUCUUUGACAUCUACGACAAGUUUGAACAGUUCUCUUCGUCGCCACGCUCCAAGCUCAACUGUGGAGGUGGUGGUUGUACCUGCCAGUCAUCAUCACAUAAUCACAAGACCAAAGGAAUAAAGAAG